Molecule: messenger RNA, 2168 nt
Organism: Pristis pectinata (smalltooth sawfish)
Lineage: Eukaryota; Metazoa; Chordata; Chondrichthyes; Rhinopristiformes; Pristidae
Product: aristaless-related homeobox protein-like
Biological process (GO): regulation of transcription by RNA polymerase II
Molecular function (GO): RNA polymerase II transcription regulatory region sequence-specific DNA binding; DNA-binding transcription factor activity, RNA polymerase II-specific
Source: RefSeq, a predicted model, not a curated record
CGCAGCCUGCGGCAGCCCAGAAGCCAGGCUCGAACCAUGACAACUCAGUACAAGGAGGAGAUCUGCGAGAGACCCGAGUGCAAAAGUAAAUCCCCAACUUUGCUUUCUUCUUACUGCAUUGACAGUAUUCUGGGCAGGAGAAGCCCCUGUAAGAUUAGGUGUAUUGGAGCUCAAGCAUUGCCGCUUCUCACAGCUAGGAAUGACCCGGACCCAGCGAGUGAAGGAUCACCCAAGGAAAACAUGUCGUUUGACACGGAGCUCCAUCUCCCUCCUAAGUUCCGAAGACUGUACGGUCACGGAGGGAAGAUCCUAGACUCCCGAGGAUUUAACGAUAUUGGCAACGAGAAAUUAGAAAGAGAGCGGUCCUCCGAAGCAUUCCGCAACGCCGAUCUGAAAAUCAGUCAGGCUCCGCAAGUCAGCAUCAGCCGCAGUAAAUCCUACAAAGAAAACUUCAGUUUGGCCAAGGCGCAAGGGGACAGCGCGCCCAACCUGACCGGGUCCCCAGGUUUAGAGUCGGUGGAGCCGGCCGACAAAUCGUUCGAGGGGGACGCGAAAGAGGACGCGGUAGAAAAUGACUUGUCCCCGAAGCUGGCGGAGGAGGCUCAGACGGACGUGGAUGUAAAGGACAGUGAGGACAGCUUGUGUUUAUCGGCCGGCAGUGACUCUGAAGAAGGCAUGUUAAAGAGAAAGCAGCGGCGGUAUAGGACUACAUUCACCAGCUAUCAGCUGGAAGAACUGGGAGCGGCCUUCAGAAAACGCUACUACCCAGAUGUCUUUACCAGGGAGGAACUGGCGAUGCGGCUCGACUUAACGGAAGCUCGGGUGCAAGUGUGGUUUCAGAACCGCAGAGCCAAAUGGCGAAAGCGAGAGAAAGCCGGAGCCCAGAACCAUCCCGGAGGCUUGCCGUUCCCCAGCCCCCUGGGAGCGGGCCAUCCGCUGGGACCCUACCUGGACGGCAGUCCCUUCGGCCACCACCCGAGCCUCGAGUCCGCCUGGUCAGCCGCCGCCGCAGCAGCAGCCGCAGCCGCCGCCUUCCCCGGUCUCCCACCUCCACCGGGCUCGGCGGCUCUCUCCCCUAGUGGAGCCCCGCUCGGCCUUGGCACCUUCCUGGGAGCGGCCAUGUUCAGGCAUCCUUUCAUCACCCCGCACUUCGGCAGGCUCUUCUCGACAGUAGGCCCGCUGACAAGCGCCUCUGGCCCUGCUCUGCUGAGACAGUCGGCCGCGGGUGUUGAAGGGGGAGUACAAGCCGGCGCCCUCUCAGACCCCGCGGUAGCGGCCGCAGACAGACGAGCGUCCAGUAUCGCAGCACUCAGACUCAAAGCCAAGGAACAUGCCGCCCAACUCACACAACUCAACAUUCUCCCCGCACCUUCCACUGGCAAAGAAGUGUGCUGAACACGCACCACGGAGCUUCACACAGGUUGUUGAUCAAGACCAAAUUCAGAAACUGGACCAUUUGUUCCGCGUGGAUUGAGUUAUCAGACUGUGCAUGUUCGUAGACUCAGUAUCUCUUUCAUCUUAUCAACUGGCCACAUUUAAAAUCAAAACACUGACAUUCUCCUCAUACUAUAGAUUUGUGAUGUUCCUACCAUUCGUAUAUCUCUAAAAGAGGGUGAAGGAAGUUGUGGAGUCUUAUUAAGAGUAUACCUGAUCCCAUCACUCCAACUUGCUUUAAUACUGUAGGGGUGGAUCUAAUCAGGUCAGUUUGUGCAAAAAGGGAGAAGUGUAUUCCGAACACGCGCAUGUAGAUUUGACAGUUGCUAGUUUUCCUAAUUCCAGUCUUGUUGGGGCCGUUAUAAAGGAAUGCUGUUUCUGAUUGAAACGAGUUUGACUUUCUGCGGCGGACCAGUUCUAUCACACGUGCAGAAACGCGUUGGUUACGUCUGGAUUUUUUUUAACUAUGUACGUCAGUGUAGCCAACCAGCGGUUCGCUACUAAACCAAAGGGACAAAAUACUGCCAAUCCGAGUGGACUGCUUAUGUCACUAAACUGUGAUUGAUUUCUGUACAUAAUGGUCGCUCUUCAGAAUUUCCAAGGAAAAUAAUUGUACAUUUUUUUUAAAAAACACGAAAAAUUGCACUCAGUGUGUUGUGAAAGUUUAUUCUCUAGAAUUACCGAGCAGAUCUUAUUACAGUGUUGUGGAUGCAUUAGGUUCGUAGAAUAAUUAU